UCGUUCUCGCUCUCGCUCUCGUUCUCGCUCGCGUUCGCGGUCACGAAGUCGCAGUCCAGACCGCUGGAAUCGCAGCAUGAAUCGCAGCAGCAGCAGCAGGAGUCCGAGUCCGAGCCACUGGGACAAUCGCGACCGAGACCGAGAUCGCGACCGCGACUAUCGAGAUCGAAGACCUCAUGAUCGAGACCGAGACUUUAGAGAUCGAGAUCGCGACCGAGACCGAGAUUACCGAGACCGGGACCGAGACAAAGACCGAGACAGAGACCGAGACAGAGACAGAGAGCGACCGAUCGCGCGAAACGUCUCGACGGCAUCCCGCUACAUACAACAAGAGCGAGAGCGUGCUCGUGAGAUGCAAGAGCGGCUGAACGAGCAACAAGGGCUGGACGAGGCGGCUGCAGCGGCGACAGAAGCCCCAGCAAUGGACGAGGCCCAGCUCGAAGCCAGCAUUAAGCAACGCAUUUCCGCUGCCAAGCUCGCUACCUUUGCUGUUGGCCAGCAAACAGUUACUCCGUAUGCAAAGCGGAAAGCAGAGGAGGAUGCUCGCAAAAAGGCUACUGAACUGGAAGCAGCACGCGUGUACGAAGAAUUUGUCUCGUCCUUUAUGAAUCCACCGUCUGGAAGAGAUUCCAAGAGCGGUGGUAGCCGCGGUUCAUCGUUCGUGAGCGCUGGCUUUGUUCAACACGGACGCUCCACUGAAGCCCCGACAUUGCCGUCUGCAGCCAAACCAUCCUCAGACACUCCUGCAAGCAAGAGCACAACGUUCGACCGCACAAAGCUGGCAGCGGCAGUGGACGACCAAGCAUACGAAGAGAUGCAGCAGCAAAUGGAAAGUCUCUCGCAACCAAAGGCGCGGGCUCCGUCUUCUCAGCCGCCGACGUUGCGUGCCACAUCUGUUUUUGACGACGGGGCGGCCGCGGAGGAGGAGGAGCCGCAACCCAAGAAGAAGGACAAACAAAAGAAGAAGAGCAACCUUGAGCUUUUCAAAGAGGAACUCCGACAAAAGCAAGAGAUUCGCGACGACCGCAACAAGCAGCGCGAGGCAGCAAGCAUUCUCGGAUCGCGACCGUCGGCAAGCAGCAGCAAGAGUGACGCAGACGACGAUGUCUUCCCGACGCGCGGCGGCUCGUUCGACACGGGGGAUCCGACCACCACGAACAUCUUCCUGAGCAAUCUCCACCCAACGGUGGACGAGGAGUUGCUGUGCAUGACAUUUGGUCCCAUCGGCCCACUUGCCAGCGUGAAAAUCAUGUGGCCUCGCUCCGAGGACCAAGUCAGGCGUGGUCGCAACAGUGGGUUUGUUGCGUUCAUGACGCGCCAAGCCGCAGAGAAAGCACUCGAGCAAACGCACGGGAUGGUGCUGAACGGAAUGGAGAUUCGCGGUGGCUGGAGCAAGGCCAUUGCCAUUCCUGCCAACCCCGUGUAUGUCCACACGGCGGCAAGCGUUCCGAAGUUGCCCUUCAACGCACAGCCUCGCACCACGCGUGCUGGCGCUUCCGUCCCUCCGCCAUCGUCCCAGGGCAACGACCCAGACGUUGAUCCUGCCGUGCUGACUGCGCAAGUCCAAGUUGUCAUCCCAAGUAACGCGACAGUGCUCCGUCUGAUUCAUCGCGUGAUUGAAUUUGUGGUCCAGUACGGACCCGCGUUUGAGGCGCAUAUCAUUGAUCGCGAGUCGCAAGGCGAAAACGCAGAGCAAUUCCGCUUUUUGACCGACUUCCUGUCGGAGGAGCACGUGUAUUAUCGGUGGAAGCUGUUUUCAGUGCUGCAAGGCGACCACCGUCGCGAUGGCUGGUCCACUGAAGAGUUUAGAAUGUUUCAGAAUGGCUCGUGGUGGGUCCCUCCGCCACAUCCCGCGCCAGGCACUGCUGGGCGGCACCGUCGUCUCGAUCGCACGAGCCAGAAGCCUGCUCGCACGGAGCGCGACCAUGAUCCAACACGGCAGCCGGCCCAGCUCACGGGAGCCAUGUCCGUUGCUGCGAUUAGCACCUCCAAGCACAUGACUGACGCAGAGGCGGAGGAGCUCGAGUUUCUGCUCCAUCGCGUCAACCUCGAAGCGACGCGCAUUGCCGAUCUGAUGAUUUUUGCGCUCUCCCACGCUUCAGCGGCAGACGAGAUUGUGGAUUGCAUUGUGGACGCGCUGUCCUUGAUUGAGACCCCGCUCAACGUUAAGAUUGCACGCUUUUAUGUCAUUUCGGAUAUUCUCCACAACAGUCUCGCUUCAGUACCGAACGCGAGUCAGUAUCGACGAAGGUUUGAACAGAAGCUUCCUGAAAUCGUUCCGCACCUUGCAGCGACCUAUCGAGCCAUUGUAGGUCGCAUUCGUGCCGAGCAGUUCAAGAGUCAAGUCAUGGCGGCUUUUCGAGCAUGGGAAGAACGCUCGUUGUUUGUGCCAGAGUUUCUCGCCAGUCUGCGCGCCGCCUUUUUGGCCGCUCCCAAGACCCACGCGACCGCUGGCGCCCUUUUCACCAUUGCCAACCCCUCAGCACCCCAGCAGCCUAUUCAAACGUCAGCCUCCAAGGCCGAGGCCGGCGGCGGCAUCACCAAAACAACCAACAACUGGCGACCAGUCUUGGCCGCGCCAGAAGUCAACGUUGCCGAUCUCGACGGAGAGCCCUUGGACGACAUUGAUGGCGAGCCCUUGGACGACAUCGAUGGUGUACCUAUGGAAGAUUAAAUCAAGCGGCAGUGUUUGAUGGCUCCGAUUAAAGAAUAUUCUUUUCAAG
Molecule: messenger RNA, 2723 nt
Organism: Capsaspora owczarzaki ATCC 30864
Lineage: Eukaryota; Filasterea; Ministeriida; Capsasporidae
Product: U2-associated SR140 protein
Exons: 7
Coding region: 77-2674 (865 amino acids)
Biological process (GO): RNA processing
Cellular component (GO): nucleus
Molecular function (GO): RNA binding
Source: RefSeq, a predicted model, not a curated record